Aspergillus thermomutatus is the source of this 831-nucleotide messenger RNA. RefSeq names its product RTA1 domain-containing protein. Lineage: Eukaryota; Fungi; Ascomycota; Eurotiomycetes; Eurotiales; Aspergillaceae. Gene Ontology annotation, cellular component: fungal-type vacuole; plasma membrane. The record is from RefSeq and is a predicted model, not a curated record. The coding region runs from base 1 to 831 and encodes 276 amino acids. The transcript is spliced from 3 exons.
AUGGCUCAGUCAACUGAUUUCUAUGGUUAUCUACCCAGCGAGCCAGCAGCCUUGUUUGGAAUUGCCUACUUUGGCACAGCAACAAUUGCAUGCAUCAUUCAGAUUAUCUUCGGAAGGUACAAACACUACUGGAUGACCACCCUUGCCCUCGCCGCUGUGGGUGAGGCCAUUGGCUGGGGAGGGCGACUCUGGGCUCAUUUCGCACCAGCCGACUGGAUGCCAUUCAUGAUCCAAAUUUGCAGUCUCAUCAUCAGUCCGGUCUUUAUUUCCGCCGCGGACUAUGUCCUUUUCUGUAAAAUUGUUGAAAAGACUGGACCUCGGCUCUUCCAUAUCCCCUCCAAAUUCUUCUGGGUUGGUUUUAUCAUCUUGGACAUCAUCUCAUUAGCCAUUCAAACUGUAGGGGGAGUCUUGGUGUCAAGUGCACAGAACCAGGACCAACUGGACCACGGGUCUAACGUAAUGCGGGCUGGCAUCAUCUUCCAGUUCAGCAACACUGUCCUGUUUGUGGCAUUGUUGUUGGGGACAAUAUUCAGACUGCGCACGAAGGGUAUACGGCAACUAUCGGUCAUAGGGUGGCCGGUCAUGCUAGCUAUGUGGGUUUCGACUGUGAUGGUGUUUGUUCGCAAUGCAUACCGAAUCGCCGAGCUAUCAGGUGGAUGGCAGGGUCAUUUGAUGCGCACUGAAGGGUAUCUCAUUGCUUUGGAUAUGGUGCCAGUGGCGGUGGCAGUGGGGGCAUUCGUUGUGUUCAGUCCAUCCUUUUUUUUCUGUGAUGGUGAGCACGAGGGAGAGGUGAAGAAAGCCCGAUUGUCUGAUUGUAUUCCGCUUUGCUAG